Molecule: messenger RNA, 4293 nt
Organism: Macrosiphum euphorbiae (potato aphid)
Lineage: Eukaryota; Metazoa; Arthropoda; Insecta; Hemiptera; Aphididae
Source: the annotation of a GenBank genome assembly
AUGAACCACUUAAAAGAUAAAAAGCCUAGUAGGCCUGAUAUUCAGGAGAUAUUAUCUAGAAUGAAAAAUCGAUUUAGCAAUGUGGGAGAUUCAGAUAACGAUGACAUGGCAAACGAAGAAAAUAUGGUUACAACAAGUGUGGUGGACACUACUAUAAAAGAAGAAUUUUCCAUAGCAAAAAGCCCCGACGAUGAGAUUGCAGAACUUAUGCUCAAGUUGAACGGACAAGUAGAUGAAGAAUUAGUGGCUAGUAUUAGAUCUAGAAAGAAAAUGUAUGAAAACCAGCCUGAAGUCGAUAGUACGUCAACCACGAAUAAUUCUAAUGAAAUCGAGCAGGAAAAACCUAGAAUCAUCUUGACAUUGAGACCUAAUGAAAAUAAACCUGAUUCUUAUGUGAGUUCUAGCAAUCUUACGGAUUACAGUUCCAAUAGCCCGAAAAGAAAAAAACAAAUCAAUGAUGUCAGCACUGAAGUUAUACCUCUCAAAAGGUCUUCAAGAAGAUCUAACAACAGUAAUGAAUCAGUGUUGAAAUCUGCUAUUGCUCGAAAAGAAAGAACGUUCAGUAUUGAUUUGAAUUCAAAGAAAAAAUUACCUAAAAAAAUAAAAAUAGAACAAGAAGAAGUUGCUACUAAAGUUAAUGUUAUUCCCGUCAGUACACAACCCCCUAUUGAGAUUGAAAAUGAGGAUAUCAAAGAUGCACCAAUCAAAGAGGAAAUAGACGAAGAAAUUAUUACAGACCAUAAAAAGAAGAAAAAGAAGUUCUUCAGAGGUGGAAGAUAUAAUAUUUUUAAAAAAAAAACUGUACCAAAAGAACGUCAAAAAGUUAAGAAAGCUAUUUGUAAUCAAUUGAACUCUGAUCUUGUAAAUUAUGACGUAGACUCGUCAGAAACUAAUUCAGAAAGACAUUCCAUCUCAGUUUGUAGUGAUAUAGGCACACUAAUGUCUAGUGAAAGAAAUGAUCAGAGCGAUAUGGACAUCAGUAUCUCAACCGUUGAUACAGAAGAUAAAACAAAUGACAGUAAUCUUGAAAUACAAGAAGUUAAUUUAUGUUUGUGUCAAGAACAUAUUCGAGUAGUUAUGGUUGAUGAAGGAAAAAUAUCUUGUAAAGCUCAUGAUUGCAUAGAUGGAAAAGUUUAUGCAUGCAAGAAUUUAGCUUCUCACUUAGAUGAAUAUGGCAACAUGCCCAUGUUAAGAGCAAAUGUCGUUCUACCUUAUGUGACAUACUGUCAACAUCAUAUGAGGCGGUUCUUUUUACACCACAGUUGCCCACGUUGUGGACGGUUUUGCUCAGAGGGCAUAUUUAUGAUGUGUAAAAAUAAACAUUUUUUCCACAUUGGUUGCCAUCAAAAUGAUAGGGGAUGUCUACACUGUGGUGACCCCGAUGUUUAUGAUUUUGAACUGAAAAGAAUUGUAGUUAAUUGUAAGAAACAAAUCCAGCCUAAUGAAGAGUUUACACAACAUAUUACUGUGGAAGUGGACAAUAUAAAAUUAAGUACACUCGAUUGUCCACCAGAAAUUGAUAUACAUGAAUUUUCUAAAUAUUUGCAACAACUUAAGGAUGAAAUUGUUGAUACCAAACGCAUUAAGUACUCAGUUCAAGGACUCUAUGAAGCUUGUGAAUCAAAUAACAUCAAAAAAGUUUUAUCAAUUUUAGGGGCAAAAUGCAAUCUUAUGUACCAAUUUCCUAGUAACCACAAUCGAACGGCAUUGCAUAUUGCAUGUAGUCAAGGAAACCUAAUGAUUGUAUAUAUAUUACUAAAAGCGGGUGUUGAUCCAAACGUGGUUGAUAACAAAAUGAAAUCUCCCGUGAGAAUGGCUGCUAAAAGUGGUCACAGCGAUGUUGUUCAAUAUCUUAUAAACUUUAAUGGUAGCCCUGAAAUCAAAGAUAUACAGGGUAUGACCGCACUUCAUUUGGCUGCUAAGAAUGGAAAGUUAGAAUGUUGUAAAAUUAUACUUAAUAAACAACCUUCUAUGGUAAAUUGGAAGGAUAAUGGAGGAUGGACACCUCUUGUGUGGGCUUGUGAAAAUAGUCAUAUUGAUGUUGUGAAGUUUUUUAUCACAUAUAAACCAAAUACAAGGAUAUCAGAUAAUGAAAAUAAUGUCGCAUUACAUUGGGCAGCAAUUUCUGGAUGUCUUGAAGUUGUUAAAACUUUGGUGGAAUAUGAUUCCGAAGUAAACAUGUUCAAUGAAGCUGGUGAAACAGCGCUACAUAUUGCUGCUCGUAAAAAUGCUAUAGAUAUAGUAACUUUUCUAUUAGAUAAUGGAGCUAUGGCUGGGCAUAAAAACAAAGCGAAAAAAAGACCAAUAGAAAUCUGUCUUCCAAAUUCAGAAUGCUAUAAUAUAUUAAAACAUGUUUCGCCAGAACAACGUAAACCAGUUACUGUCAUACCACCUUUAACUACUGUUAAGUUAGAAUUGACUGAACCAGAACUUCAGGAGCCUCAAACACCUGUUUUUAUUAAGACUACUCCAGUUCUUAUGUCUGAAGAUAUAAGUCAUGGCUGUGAAGAUACUCCAAUCAGAUGUGUGAAUGAAAUUGAUGAUGAAGUACCUGUUGAAUUUACGUACAUCAAAGAAAACUGUUACGAUGUAGGAAAUUAUGUUGAUUCCGCCAUGUCGCAUAUAGCUAGCUGUAGCUGUGAUGGUGCAUGCAACACAAGUGAUUGUAAAUGUGUACAAGCUAACGGUGACUGUUUAUACGAUGAAAAUGGAUGUUUGAGUUCAGAUUUUGAUUAUUUCAAUCCAAGUGUUAUAUUAUAUGAGUGCAAUUGGCGCUGUAGAUGUCAUAAACAACGGUGUGCAAAUAGAGUUAUACAAAAAGGUAUAAAAGUAGGAUUGGAACUGUUCAAGCAUAAAGAUAUGGGUUGGGGCGUAAGAGCACUGCAACCAAUAUCUCGAGGGACAUUUGUUUGCGAGUAUGUUGGUGAAAUAAUUACAGAUCAAAAAGCAAACGAUUUAAAAGAAGAUUCUUAUUUGUUUAAUCUGGAGAAUCCCGGAGCUGCUGAAUUAUAUUGUAUUGAUGCCUAUAACUAUAGCAAUGUGUCACGUUUUAUUAACCAUUCGUGUGAUCCAAAUCUAAUGUCCGUUCGAUCAUUUAUCAACCACCACGAUAAAAGGUUUCCUAGAAUAGCAUUUUUUGCUGUCCAAGACAUAAAAGAGAAUGAACAACUAAGUUAUGACUAUGGUAAAACUUUCUGGAAAGUGAAGGGUGGCUUGUUCACAUGUAAAUGUGACAAACCUAACUGUAGUUUUUCUGAUGAAACCAUCAAAAGCCUUAGUAUAGAUGAUUCAGAUAAUGAAGAGACAGAGCUGGAUGGAAAUUCUGAACAAAGUAAAACAGAAAAAAUUAAACUGCCGAAUGAUAAAAUGUUCAUUCAAGAAGUGCCUGAGACCAGUAAAACAGUUCGUAACUCAUUGCGACAAAGAAAUAGAUUAUCUGUAACUAAAAAUUCACUACAACAAAAAACUGACCGCUCAAGUCCGUCCAGUAGUGAAUGUUCGUCAGUGACUAUAUGCAGUCUUCAAAAAAACAAUUCCAAGGAAGCCAAUAUGAUGUCCAUACCUAAAAAUGAACUACUAGGGAAAACUAAAACUAUUACUUUAAAUAGCAUUGUGAAAAACAAAGAACCUCCCAUAAGUGAAUCGAAGCAGUUGCUAAAGGUAAUUGAUAAACGAUCAUCAAAAAAUAUUGUUUCAAAAGUAGUACAAAACAAAUGUAACCAAGUUGUAUUAAAAAAAGGUUUGGGUGACAAAUUGUCAAAUGGAAACUCAAGACCAUCAAUUGGUAAAAAAUUAUUAUUGACUGGGAAUAAAUCAUCAGUAGAAACUACUGAAAAACAAAAACUUUGCAAUGGUAGUAAAGUGUCCCCAGGAUCAAUAAAAUCGACCAAUAAUAAAGCUAUUAAAAAUGAUGUAUUAAGACAUAAAGCAUUGAAUCCUAAAAAAAAAUCUAUUAAAAAUAUUCCAUCUGAUGGUACAUCUCCAAAUAAUGGUUUCAAAUGUUUUAGUUUAAUUAACGAUCUUAGGGUUGGUAUCUCAUCUGAUAAUUCAAGUCGUAACCUUAAAACGCCUAGAGAUUCAAAGAAUAACAAUCAGUUAAUAAAUGUUAUUAAAACUGAAAGAAUUGGUGAAGAAUCUAAAACCAAACCAAACAUGGUUAAUGGACAACAUAAGCAUGUCAAGCGUCAAAGAACUUCUGUAUCGGAGGAAGUCAAAGUAGAAUCUAAUGAUGAAUUAUAUAUUAUAAACGGUUGUAAUGAUGAAAGGUUUCCCUAUACUGAUCAAGAAAGGUAG